AUGAAGCGCAAAACACGAGACACAUUUUUGUCAACACUGUGUUCACACUUCGACUCAGCCAUACCGGCUUGUUUAACAUGUACCGGUGACGAUGUGAUCGGAUGCGCGUAUUUGGGUAUGUUGGCACAUGACAAAUCUGAAAUCGAACAAUGGAAAAGCACUGUUGAACACAUGGGAAAGGAAUAUAAGGGCACGCACAACUUGAAACCGCCUCAUUCGGCGCCACCAGUACAUGUAGCGGAAACUGGCGAUAACGAUGAGGAUGAUGAUUAA
Messenger RNA from Cooperia oncophora, 273 nucleotides. NCBI's taxonomy places the organism in Eukaryota, Metazoa, Nematoda, Chromadorea, Rhabditida, Trichostrongylidae. The record is from the annotation of a GenBank genome assembly.